UUCCAUUUGUUAUGUGACUUUUUCCCCCCUCCUCAAUAGCCUCGCUUGUUUUUAAAAGCUGAAUAUCCCAACUGCGGUCCUUAAAAACUCUGCGUACGACCAAUGAUGACAUCCAAAGAAGUGGCCAAAUGUGAUGCAGUGGAAAACAGGAGGCGAAGUCCGCUGGACCACUUGCCGCCUCCUGCCAACUCCAACAAGCCGCUGACUCCCUUCAGCAUCGAGGACAUCCUCAACAAGCCGUCCGUGAAGCGAAGCUACACGAUCUGCGGCACGGCGCAUCUCAUCUCGUCCUCGGAGAAGCACCGCGCGUCCAGCAUCCCGCUGUCCAGCCGCGCGCUGCUCACCCAGACCUCCCCGCUCUGCGCGCUGGAGGAGCUGGCCAGCAAGACCUUCAAGGGGCUGGAAGUCAGCGUGCUACAGGCUGCGGAAGGCCGGGACGGGAUGACUCUGUUCGGCCAGAGAACCACCCCGAAGAAGCGUCGGAAGUCUCGGACUGCGUUCACCAACCACCAGAUCUACGAGCUGGAGAAGCGCUUUCUUUACCAGAAGUACCUGUCCCCCGCAGACCGGGACCAGAUCGCGCAGCAGCUGGGCCUGACGAACGCGCAGGUCAUCACGUGGUUUCAGAACCGGAGGGCCAAGCUAAAACGGGACCUGGAGGAGAUGAAGGCCGACGUGGAGUCGGCCAAGGCCAUCGGACAGGUCCCCCUGGACAAGCUCGCCAAGCUGGCGGACCUGGAGAAAUGCGCCAAUGGCACGCUGGGCCACCCGCGCGCCGAGUCCCCCGCGCGGGGAGGCCCGCAGGAGCACGAGCUCGCGCAGAAACUGCGGACGUCGCCGCUGUCUCCGUUCUCAGACCACACAACGAGCAAGGAGUGCUCGGAGGACGAGGACGUGGAGAUUGAUGUGGAUGACUGAUGGCGCAGCGAGGGGCUGGAAGGUCAACAGACACGAAAAGACGAUGAACAAAAAACAAAAAACAAACAAACAAAAAAAAAAACUAAACCCAGCGAGGACUUGUAACUUACUGCUUAUAUUGUAUACCAUAUCUCAGAACAUGUACCAAAAUGUAAUGACUUUUAUAUCGUCGCAGAUAGACCUAUUCAUAGUGAAGCAUGAACACAGAACAAGAAAUAUGCAGUGGUAUUUUAUUACUAUGUAUUCAUUAGCAAACUGUUACUUCUUUCGAUCAAAGCAAUAUGGUCUAAAAGGACAUUUCCUUUCAUUUCG
Salarias fasciatus (jewelled blenny) is the source of this 1230-nucleotide messenger RNA. It is a transcript of the gene lbx1b, whose product is annotated as ladybird homeobox 1b. Bases 103 to 918 code for a protein of 271 amino acids. Lineage: Eukaryota; Metazoa; Chordata; Actinopteri; Blenniiformes; Blenniidae. The record is from RefSeq and is a predicted model, not a curated record. Gene Ontology annotation, cellular component: nucleus. Gene Ontology annotation, molecular function: sequence-specific double-stranded DNA binding; DNA-binding transcription factor activity, RNA polymerase II-specific. The transcript has 2 exons. Gene Ontology annotation, biological process: regulation of transcription by RNA polymerase II.